Molecule: messenger RNA, 3461 nt
Organism: Trachemys scripta elegans
Lineage: Eukaryota; Metazoa; Chordata; Testudines; Emydidae
Exons: 7
Coding region: 107-850 (247 amino acids)
Source: RefSeq, a predicted model, not a curated record
CUUGUGAUCACUCAACUUCUGCUUUCCUCUCUCUUCACAAGAAAUUUUUUAGAAUUGGAGACAAAACCAAGAAGAGGAAACCUUUGCAACCCUUCCUCACAGAAGAAUGUAUUUUUUGGUGAUCCUGACUUUUCUAGGACGAAUUACUGGUGAGACUUUCUUUCAUCAUUAUGAAAAUGGAAAUUUCACACUUACGUGCAAUGAAACAGUGGCUAAUGGGAAGAAGGAAACAGUUUGGUAUGAAACUGAAGAAACUCUGCAAAAAUUCCAAGUAAUCAAAUGCAGUAAUCAACAGCCCAAAGUAAUGAACGGACCAAACAAAUGCUCUGAUAAAACAAGGUGUACAAACCAAUUAUUAAAUUCUGCUUCCAGAGGUGGUGGGGUAUUUGCAUGUGAGCAAUUUACAAAUACUGGAACAUCACAGACUUGCCCACUUUUUACCAAUGUGACUCACUGCAGACAUUAUAACUUUUUUAUUGUGGUGAUAAUAAACCUAACUGCAGCCUCUGCUUCCUCUGCGUCCAUUCCAUUGUAUGCCACCACUGGAUUGAUCGUAGGGAUUAUUAUCAUCAGUGGGAUAGCAUGGUUGAUCUAUAAAAAGAAAAUCAAAUCAAAAGGAAAGCCAUCUGCACAACUUCCCAGAGCUCAGGCUGCUCUUGAAAUUCCAGGAGAUGAAUGUUCCCCGUACAGAAUGAGCAGCAACAAAGACUUGCAAACAUAUGAAGUAUUGUGUUCAAGCCCAUAUGAGGACCCAAAUGCAGCCUAUUGUACGUUGGAUAAUACUGCAACAUCUGGCAAGGGGCCAGGAGAUGAAGUCUAUGAUAUAGCCUAUGAAGUGGUGCCACAAUAGCUGUUCCUAGGAGCUGGAGAAUGGACGUUGGUUUGAAAACGACUCUGAACUUGUGGCUGAUUUUAGGGGAAAAAACCCAGCAUAGUAGCCUUGACUACCCAAUUUUGACUAUUCAAUGAGCUAUCUUAGAAAAUAUUAUGGGGCAGAUCCUCUGCUGAUAUAAAUUCUCAUAGCUCCAUUAUGAAGCUAUGACAGUUUGCACCAGAGGAACGUAGGAAGUUACACUCAGACCAUUGGUUCAUUUAGUUCAGAAUCCUGUCUCCAGCAGUGGCCUUCACCAGAUGUGUCAGAAGUAGAUGCAAAAAUCUCCAUAAUGGACAAUUAUGGCACAACUUGCUCUCAGGGGAAGUUUCUUUUCAACACCUAUCAGCUGGAGAUUGGCUAUACCUGAAGCAAGAGGGUGUUAUAGCCCUCAUACAUCUUAUCCUAUCUAAUGUAACUUUAUCCUUAGUGUAUGAAAACCUAUAUAAAUGAAUGAUUGCUUUAGGAACAAAGAGCUUUAUUUUCCUCCAGUUUUAUACUGGUGUAAUUCUGUUGGCUCCGUUGGAGAUACUCCUGCUUUACACUGGUGUAAGUGAGAGGAGGAUCAGGAACUUAGACACUCAGGUGUGAUUACCAGAGCAGGCAAAAUCAAUUAAGGACACUAUUAGCCCCUACCAUAAGUUUUUUUUCUUUAAAACAGGUACAUUGGAUAUAAUGUUCGGAAGGGAGACUGGGGCCCUCUAUGUAUCCCAAGAAAAGGUACAGCACAAACCAUGUUCCAGGAAUCAGGGCCUGCAGCGGAGCCACUCUCCUAGGAACCUAACAAAAACAGCUGACCUGUAGUUGGCUGCCUGAUUGACUAGAUCACCUGAUUGGUUUGAAGUGUCAGCAGCCCAGCACUUAAGCCCAGUAGCAGUUCAGUGUCUCUUCAAAUCAUGUACUCAUGUCUGAGCUAGCUCCUGUGUGUGCUUGUUCCAGCCCUGCCCCACUUCAGGGAACCUGUUUCUGACCCUCGGAUCUGAUUCCUAAUUUCAGUUCUGACACCUAGCCUCUGACUGUGGCUCUGACCCUGGGCUCUGGUGCCUGUGCCAACCACUAGGCCUGACUGCUCAUGUCCUGGCCACUGACACCAUGGCAGUGCCAGUGUCCUCACAUAAGCCUUUUUAGCCAUCACAAAGGUGAGAGGAACCUAAGCUAGGAUGAGAGGAUAGGUGUAUCUCUGUUCAUAUUUAAAUCUUCAGUCCACUGGAAUUUCCAUAUUCUCCAUUUACUUUCCCCAGCCUGCCUCAAAAGCUUGACACUGUGUGAAGUGAUCCUCUUUCAAGGGUCUGUUGGCUUCAUUCUGGAUGCCCAGAUGGGUUCACUCCAAGGAGUCUUUGCAGGGGUGCUGGAACAAUUUGUUUUGUGGGGGUGCUGAGAGCCACUGAACCAAACUGUAAACCCUGUAUAUAAUGGAAACUACUUCAAACCAGGGGGUGUGGCAGCAGUCCCUGCACCCCUAGUUCUAGUACUUAUGUGUCUUUGUAGUGUUCCCAUCCCUUGCUGGUCCGGGUAGGAUGACCAGAUAGCAAGUGUGAAAAAAUUGGACACUUUAUUUUUGGGGUGGGGGGAGAAAGAAAAAUCCCCUAAUAUUGGGAUGGCUGGUCACCCUAGGUACAGGGAACUUAAGACUCCCUUUGAAUGUAAUGGGAACUGGAUCAGACUCUAAAUGAAGACAGAUUGUAUUGCUUUGAUAUCACAGCCUUGCAAUAAAGCUUUCUGGUGAUAUCAUAGCCAUUAAGAAUAAUACAAUAGACUCAAUACAUUAAGUAGAUUAGAACAUGACAUGCAUUUUUAUGCCUCUGAUUUUAAUUUCCAUAUUGUACCAUUUUGUUUUUGUUUAUUUUAGCCUUUCUAUAUGUGAUACCAGUGAAUUGCAAGAGGGCUUAUAAAAGCCACGGAACGGUGGUAGUAUGUAGUAAUACAGAUAAAGCUUUGAAAAAAUUGCAAAUAAACUAGCUUAAAACUAUUGAUGCUAAAGUUUUUCAAGUUGCUGGCACGUAAAUGUUAACUGAAUCCAGGGACAUGUUUGUUAUUGUGGACAAUAUUAAUAUUCAUUCACUUCACAAAGGACUUAUGAGAGUCAAUCAAUUCCUCUUUUUACUGGGCUUUGAAUAUGUAAAGUCUAUACCCCCAAUCCUGCUUAUACUUAAGCACGCGCUUAACUUUAAGAAUGUUAGCUUCAUUGAAGGGAAAGGGACUAUUUACAAGGUGUGAAGUUCAGCAUAUUCCUAAGUGUUCAUAGGAUUGGGGCUUAUGUAAGUGCAAGAGUAUAUAAUGUAAAAUAAAAGGGAACGCAGGGCCCUACAAGAGCUCCUCACAAGCAGCAUAGCCCCACCAGUUAUGCUGCAUCCUGGGCUGUCCAUGUCCAUUGAGGGGUGGGAGAGAAUUUCAAAAUGUGCUAAUUUCAGUCAUAUAUUGUAAUGGGCUUCCCCUCUCCUGUUGGCUGGGUUGCAGGUGGGUGUCGUUUGAGAAAGGCUGGGAGAUUGGUAAUUUAAACAAAGUGGGUUUUUGGGGGAGGAUGAAGGUGCUGCCUCUUGUCAGCUCCAGGCAGGUAGUAGAUGCAAUGUGAGGGCUCUAGUUGCAUUAA